UGUGCGCGUGCGCGGCCACGGCGGAGAGGAGCCAGCGGGCCUGAGGGACAGAGGAAAAGGAGGGGCGGGUCGGAGCCGCCGGCCGCCUGAGGAGGUGGAGAGGGGGUUGUGCUCCCGGCCAGCGGAGGACACAGGGGCGGGGCCGGCGAAGGGCGCGUGCAGGUGCCGGGCUCCCGGGCUGCGCGGGUGCGCGAGCGGCUCCGUGGCCCCCGGGCGUCGCGGUGGCCGCCGCCGCCGCUUGGUCGCCGUCGGUCUGAGGGAAGCGGGUUAUGGCGGCGGCGGCAGCGGGAGCUGUGAAUGAGUUCUCCGGCCGGACGACGGAAAAAGAAAGGCUCAGGCGGCGCGAGCCCGGCGCCUGCCAGGCCUCCGCCCCCCGCCGCGGUCCCCGCCCCUGUCGCCGGCCCGGCCCCCGCGGCCGUCCCGCCGCCUAAGCGGAACCUGUAUUACUUCUCGUACCCGCUGGUCGUCGGCUUCGCCCUGCUGCGCCUGCUCGCCUGCCACCUGGGGCUCCUCUUCGUGUGGCUCUGCCAGCGCUUCACCCGCGCCCUCAUGGCCGCCAAGAGGAGCUCCGGGACCGCGCCGGCGCCCGCCUCGCCCUCAGCCCCCGCUCCCGGGCCGGGUGGCGAGGCCGAGAGCGUCCGCGUCUUCCACAAACAGGCCUUCGAGUACAUCUCCAUUGCCCUGCGCAUCGACGAGGAAGAGAAAGCAGGACAAAAGGAACAAGCUGUGGAAUGGUACAAGAAGGGUAUUGAAGAACUAGAAAAAGGAAUCGCUGUUAUAGUAACAGGCCAAGGUGAACAAUAUGAAAGAGCUAGACGUCUGCAAGCCAAAAUGAUGACUAAUUUGGUUAUGGCCAAGGACCGUUUACAACUUCUAGAGAAGCUGCAACCAGUUUUGCAAUUUUCCAAGUCACAAACGGACGUCUAUAAUGACAGUACUAACCUGACAUGCCGCAAUGGACACCUCCAGUCAGAAAGUGGAGCAGUUCCAAAGAGGAAAGAUCCCCUAACACAUGCUAGUAAUUCACUGCCUCGAUCAAAAGCAGUCAUGAAAAGUGGAUCCACGGGCCUUUCUGGUCACCACAGAGCACCUAGUUGCAGUGGUUUGUCCAUGGUUUCUGGAGCAAGGCAGGGUCCUGGUCCUGCAGCUUCCACGCAUAAGGGUACUCCAAAACCAAGUAGAACCAAUAAACCUUCUACACCCACAACGGCUGUUCGGAAAAAGAAAGACUUGAAAAAUUUUAGGAAUGUGGACAGCAACCUGGCAAACCUCAUAAUGAAUGAAAUUGUUGACAAUGGGACAGCUGUUAAAUUUGAUGACAUAGCUGGUCAGGAAUUGGCAAAACAAGCACUUCAAGAAAUUGUUAUUCUUCCUUCUCUACGGCCUGAGUUGUUCACAGGGCUCAGAGCUCCCGCCAGAGGGUUGUUACUCUUCGGUCCACCCGGAAACGGAAAGACAAUGCUGGCUAAAGCAGUAGCUGCAGAAUCUAAUGCCACCUUUUUCAAUAUAAGUGCUGCAAGUUUAACUUCAAAAUAUGUGGGAGAAGGAGAGAAGUUGGUGAGAGCUCUCUUUGCUGUGGCUCGAGAACUUCAGCCGUCUAUAAUUUUUAUAGAUGAAGUCGAUAGUCUUCUGUGUGAAAGAAGAGAAGGGGAGCACGAUGCUAGUAGGCGACUAAAAACUGAAUUUUUAAUAGAAUUUGAUGGUGUGCAAUCUGCUGGAGAUGACAGAGUUCUUGUAAUGGGUGCAACUAAUAGGCCCCAAGAGCUUGAUGAAGCCGUUCUCAGGCGUUUCAUUAAACGGGUAUAUGUGUCUUUACCAAAUGAGGAGACGAGACUGCUUCUACUUAAAAACCUGUUAUGUAAACAAGGAAGUCCUCUGACCCAAAAAGAACUUGCACAACUUGCUAGAAUGACUGAUGGAUACUCUGGGAGUGAUCUCACAGCUUUAGCAAAAGAUGCAGCAUUGGGCCCUAUCCGAGAACUGAAACCAGAGCAAGUGAAGAAUAUGUCUGCCAGUGAGAUGAGAAAUAUUCGAUUAUCUGACUUCACAGAGUCCUUAAAAAAGAUAAAGCGCAGUGUGAGCCCUCAAACCCUAGAAGCAUACAUCCGCUGGAACAAGGACUUUGGAGACACCACUGUUUAAAGCAAUGCCUUUGUAAGCCUGCAGAACAUUCUACUUAACAAGAAACACGAGCUUCAGAGAAGUUAUCAGCCACAGGAACUCAGACUUCGUUUACAGGACUUUUUAGAGUUUUCCUUUUUGCGUACCAAACUUGAAGAGGAACAAAAAGACAGACCUAAAUAAAAUAUGCAAUGUGAAUGGAAUUUUUGUUUAAGGCCUUCUUGCCGGUGGUCAAUGGUUUUUUCAGUGGGCACUGUUAGUUAGAGCACAGCAAAAAUAGAUUCUAGCUCUUUAUUGAGAGUAAUCAUUAUGUAAAUAAUAAUUUGUAUAUUGUGUUCAGAUGAAAGUAUUUCAGAGACAGUGACUGGUAGACACAAAGAGCCUGCUGUUGUCUGUCUCCGACGUUUUUCUUACAACACUCUCUUUUCUGGUUUCCUUUGCUGCUGUUAUCUUAGCUCCCUGUGAUUGGAAUACCAAACACUCGGAGUUCUUUCCUGCUUUUCUUACCAACUUCAGUGUGCCAAAUGGAAACCUUUUCCAUCUGCAGUAAGAAAGAGCUACGCUAAGGCUUUUUUCAACCUAGAUAUACAAACAUUAAACCAUUAGUACUUUCUUUUAUGUUUUGUUUUUCUAUUUUAUUGCCUUGCUGCCAAACAGUUUAGAAAGCAUUAUUAUAGCAACAGAGAAUCUGGCACAACAAAGGUUUGAAGGUUUGAGUCACUCUGUCAUGUAACAUGUAGGUCAGUCCUUCUGUGCCCUGCAGUGUUUUUUUUUUUCUAAUACACCAGAAAUCUCUUGCAGAUUUAAUUUAUUCCAGCUGGAAUUUAGUUUUUGUGUUGGAAUUAUUCUAGUAUUUUAGAGAGCUGAUGUUAAGUGCUAUAAAUUGCACCAGUGUGAAAGAAGGGACAUACUAGGAAGUAAGACAUUUCUAGUUUAUUGUUGAUUACUUUCCUAACAGGAUCAUUAAAUGCCAGUGACACUACCAUCUUUUUACUAAUUGCCAUUCCUUUCAUGAAACUUAAAAAUCCGAAUUUUUCUACACGGCAUAUAUUUUAUAGGUCUCCUGUUCUUGCUUUUUAACUAAAAAGCUCUAGUUUGUUGAUCUACCUUUUGUUUCCAUAAUUGUAUAGUAAUUCUUUGUUGUUUGUAUAAAUAUGGCUGGUCUUUUAUUACAAAAAUGCAUUAUAGGAAGUAGAGGCUCAUGUGUGGCCUUUUAAGAAUUGUAUAAAGGCAAAAAUGAUAUUUGCCAUUAGUUUACUGGUUAAAAGUUUGUUUACAGAAAUUUUCUUUGGUGCUUAAAUGAUGCUAUGUAAAAUAUCAUGGGUAGAAAGAAUGGUUUUGUGGUAGUAACACCGUAUUCUCAUGUAAGAAAGAUGUUUGAGGAAAUACAUUAAAACACUUGUCCUCCCCCCAGAUAAAAAUUUAUGAUAAAGACUACAUCCUCAGUUUUACUCUUGGUCUUAUUUUUUUUUUUUCUUUUUUUCUUUUUUCUUUUUUUUUUGGUUUUUCGAGACAGGGUUUCUCUGUGGUUUUGGAGCCUGUCCUGGAACUAGCUCUUGUAGACUAGGCUGGUCUCAAACUCACAGAGAUCCGCCUGCCUCUGCCUCCCAAGUGCUGGGAUUAAAGGCGUGCGCCACCACCGCCCGGCACUCUUGGUCUUAUUAAAGAUUUUAUUUAAACAUAGAAGAUGGUUUAUUUCUUAGAUGCAUAUGCUGUUUAUGGCUGUAAUUUAAGUCAUGUCUCUUUUAAUCAUGAUUUUAGACAUCCUUGGAUGAUAAAAAAUGAAGUUUAGAUAAAUAGGAAAACAACUUAAACCAAAGCUGUGCAUAUUUUUGGUUCUGACUAGUGUCUGUUUAAGGUUCCAGAUGUUAGAGCAUCGUUAUAAAAACUGACGAUGCAAGCCUGUGGUGAUGGUGCAGCAGUUCUAACCCAGAUGUCUACAACAAAGCUUAGACUUCAUUGUGUUUUCGUUUAGGAAGGGAUUGACAGCAUUGCCACUGUUUAUGUAUUGAACAGGCUCCAGGUCAGUUCUUACAAUAGAAGAGUCUUUAAAGUUAGGGUUAGUUUAUGAUUCUUUCCAGAAGAGUUUUAAAAGGUAACAAAAUUUUCCUUUGUCUAAAAGGUGCAGAAGUUGAGUUACACUAAACUGAGUCACAGUGUGACUGUCAUCAGUGUGUAGAAUCUCCUUUGUUCAUCAGGCAGGAGGUUCAGCCAUUGUGAGAGAACACUUUCUGUGAUGUCUUAUGACCCAGGUUUAUUUUAGACUUUUUGUUAUUGUUUUUCAAACAGGGUCUCAUGGAGCCUAAGCUGGCCUAGAACUCAAUGAGUAGCCUAUUCCUCUUUCUGCCUCCACCUCCCAAGUGCUGGGAUGCCAAUGUGCACCCCACACUGGGAUGUUUGUUCUUUUCCAGUAAGGAUAGACGUUGCUGGUGAUUUCCAAAUUAACAUUAGAUUUUAAUUUAUAUUAAUUUUAGAUUUUUGUAUUGAGCUCUGUUUAUUGUUCAAGAUGAUGUUUAAAAAGUAAGGAUUGGUGUGUUCUUCAUGUUGACAUGACGGAGUCCUGGUAAGCUCGGUGAACUUACUGAUGACCUAACUGAGCCAGAGGAAAGACUCAAUACCAUCUUUCCAGAUCUGCUAGGGCUACAAAGCUUUCCCGAGACUAGAAGCCAAUUGGAUUUAUUUUCGUCUUUUUGUGCUUAAGGUGUAACUGGACAAACAGAAUUUUAAGUUAAAUAUAAGUGGUAUUCUUUGUUUAUAAUGUAAAAUUGUUUAUGUGUCAUACAAAACUAACUCUUUUGUAGAAUGAAUGGCUUACAGUUUGCUUUUCAGAUUCUUAAGGCAGAUUAUUUUCCUUUAAAUGUCUGUCUCAAUUUUAGUCUUAACUUUUUACUUCUACAAAAGGAAUGACUUAAAGGGUACAUUCAGCUGCAUAAAGUGGGUUUUUAUCCUAAUUAAUUUUAUUGUAAAUAAAUGAUAAACUUGGUUUUG
Molecule: messenger RNA, 5109 nt
Organism: Chionomys nivalis (European snow vole)
Lineage: Eukaryota; Metazoa; Chordata; Mammalia; Rodentia; Cricetidae
Gene: Spast
Product: spastin
Exons: 17
Coding region: 298-2142 (614 amino acids)
Cellular component (GO): microtubule cytoskeleton
Molecular function (GO): ATP hydrolysis activity; ATP binding; microtubule severing ATPase activity
Source: RefSeq, a predicted model, not a curated record